AUGUCAAAUCUCAACAAUGUUGAAUUUGUUGCUUUGGAAGUUUCCGGAAUGAACUACCUCAAGUGGACCCAGGAUGUCAAGCUUCAUCUGACAGCAAAUAAGAUGAGAUCAACGAUUAUUGCUAACAACAUCACCCCUGAAGAUAUGAAGGCAAGGGUUAUGAUUUUCAUCAGGAAGCAUAUGGAGAAAGCACUCAAGGUGGAAUAUUUAGCUGAAGAGGACCCACGGUCUCUUUGGGUCGCUCUAGAAGAGCGAUUCAACCAUCAGAGGGACAUCUACUUGCCGGAAGUAAGGCACGACUGGCAGAACAUACGUUUCCAAGAUUUCAAGACUGUCAAUGAGUAUAACUCUGAAAUCUGUCUGAUUCAGUCACUCCUAAAAUUCUGUAGAGAAUAG
Rosa rugosa (rugosa rose) is the source of this 396-nucleotide messenger RNA. RefSeq lists its product as uncharacterized. The record is from RefSeq and is a predicted model, not a curated record. Lineage: Eukaryota; Viridiplantae; Streptophyta; Magnoliopsida; Rosales; Rosaceae. The coding region runs from base 1 to 396 and encodes 131 amino acids. The transcript has a single exon.